GAUUUUGCUAAUUUUAACUGGAAGGCGUGAGCCGUGAUUCGAACUGGAAAUAAAUUAUAAAUCUGCAAAUCAUUUCAAUUUUCAUUGUGUUUUCAUUGUUUAAGCACCAUGGAGGCGAGCCUGGAGCAUGAAGACCUGUUAAUAAAAUUAAGAGCGAAACUCAACGAAGAGAAGGUAAAACUGUGGGAAGCUCCUUUUAUCAGUGACGGUGGUGGGAUAUCACAAAGUGUAAAGGAGUUGGCAACUAAAUAUGCUGCUUCGCUAAACAUAGAUGAAGAUUUAGUCACUGAAGGUCUUCAUGAACUACAAUUACACUCAAUAGAGAAGUUUAAAGCUAAUGAAGAGUACAAGGAGACAGGGUGUGCCACAAUCCAAGUUAGGGCAACACUGUCAGGAGAGAAGGCUCGCGUUGUGAAGAUAACAAAGCAGCUGUCCAUUAGUGGGGAGGACCUGAUUGAGUCAGUUGCUGAAUUGUUAGGUGUUGCUAAAAACAGAUUAAAGCUAAUAUAUCAUGGAAAACUAAUCAAGCAUACACAAAGCUUACAGGAGCAAGGCAUCAAGAAUGGGGCUCAAGUUAUGGCUCUAGUUAUGGCAGAAGCUCCAGAGAAAGUGGUCAAGGAAGAUAAAAUUUACAUGGAAAUGAAGAGUACAUUAGACGAUGCCACUCUUCUGUCUGAAUACGUCGAUGAUAUUGGUGAUGAUGAUGAAUAUAUGAAGCUGGAAGACCAAUCGGGUAAGGCAGUGAAUCUACCGCCAGCGGAGAGAAGGGCUCUACUCGUGGGGCUGGCAUUACACGAGCGUGGCAGAGCAGCGGCCAUAAAGAAGGACUAUUCGCUAGCUCUUGUACUACUUCUGGAGUCGGAUCGACAGUUGAAUGAGUGCAGGUCCGGCAUCCUGGCGUCGGUGGACAACGUGGCGGUGCUGCAGCUGGACAUCGCGUGGUGCUACCUGUGCCUGCGCAGCCUGGCGGCGGCCGGCGACGCGGCGGCGCGCCUGGCGCGCGCGGAGGCCGCCUUCGUGGCCACCUACGGCGCGGACCACCACCGGCUCAUUGCGCUCAAGGGAACCAACGCGAACGAGCGCGUGCUGUUCAUGCGGCUUUACCUGCUGCAAGGCAUCGUGGCGUUCCACCGCAACAAGCGGGCCGAGGCGCGCACGCUGCUUGAGAAGGCCGAGGCAGAGUUAAAGUACCUUAAGGUGGAUGAAAAUUCAGUGCAAGCGCUCAUGGAGCUGGGCUGGACCCCGGGGCAAGCCACGACGGGGCUGCGCGCCACCGCCGGGGACCUGGACCGCGCGCACCACUUCCUGGAGGAGCGCCGGAAGGAGCGCGAGGAGGCCCGCGAAAAGCACAAGCAAGAGAGGGAGCGGCGGCUGCUGGGCGCGUGCGCGGACGGCUCGGCGGUGCAGCCGCAGCUGGUGGCGGCGCUGCAGGGCAUGGGCUACGCCAAGCGCCUGGCCGUGGCGGCGCUGCGCAGCGCCAACAACAGCGUGGCCGAGGCCGUGCGCCUCAUCCAGGAGCACCCCGAGCAGUUCAUGGGAAGAUACAUGAACAUAUCUACGCUGAGCUCGGAAGAUUCGCUGGUGGAGCCCGACAACAACCUGCUAAACGAGCUGGUUGCGAUGGGCUACCCGCCGGAGCCGGCGCGGAAUGCGCUGCGCCUGGCGGGCAACCAAAUCAGCGGGGCCGUGGAUCUGUUGGCCAUCGCAGCCAGCCAAGCCUUUUAUUAUUCAAAUCCUUCAACGAGCGCGGAUCCAGCUACAAAAAAGAAGGAUGCAGUGUUGAAAAGGCUGAGGAAGCGGGAGCUGGCGUUGAAUCGCCUCAGGACAGCCAUUCGGCCCGAAGAAGAUGACUAUCUGAGCACCCCUCUCACCGAGGAGGAACAGUUCCUGGCGCAGUACAAGUCGCUUCUGUAAGUUGCCGUUUGAAACGGUAUCCCCUAGCGCACGUUGACACAUGCAUCUCGACCAUUUGCCCAUAGACAUUGUAAACGAGUAUCUCGACUAUAUGCGCAUAGAUAUUGUAAACGCGUAUCGCGACGUUUUAACCAUAGACAUAGUAAACGAAUACCUUACGAUUUGCACAUCUUUGAUGUCCUCGUUCAGGUAAUGUGAUGUUAAUACAAGAUUUGCUCGCUCGCAACUGAGGGGUCUUAUUCUAAUAUGGAAAUAGUUCAGAGUUAAAUCAGCAUUAACGCUCAACAGACACUGUUUUUUUUUCUCACUAGGACGGUUAGACGAGGGACGAUUUUCUCCUUUGUAUGGGCUUUUGACAGACCUUUUGUAAAAACAAAAUUCAAAAGUAUAGGAUUUGCGUCUCUGAAACAAGUGUUAUUAGGUUCAUUUUACUAUGACGAUGCAGAGUUUCAAUUGCGAGCGAUCAAAUCGUGUACAAAGGCUACAGGUAACUAUCGUCCAUGUAACAGGUGAUAGUAACUGUAGGUAGGUAGGUUAUAAACUUACAAUAAGAACAAAUUCCUCAAAUGCCAGGUGUUUGAUCGAUGACACAAAGGAUACAGGCAUUACGGUUUUUUGGCUCGAGAGGGAACGUGAGUACAUACACCGCAAUAAAAUAGUAAAAAAUAUAAACGCUAAAAGCCAACUGAAUCUAUUUGAAAAUAAUGAUUAAAAAAAGUCAACCGACACGGCCAUUGUAAACACCAACCGUUUGGCAUGCUUCUGGUUGAUUUUCUAUAUUUUCUAUUAUAUCAACCAAAUGACUGGAGUGUUUGACACUUGUUAACCACGCCCGCAAUGACAUUGAUAUAUGCCCUGACAAAUGGGGUCGCUUUUCAAAUAGGGUUUUUGUAUUAGAAUUUUAAAGUGUGAUAACCUAGUUAGGGCAAUCCGGAACUUCCAGAUUUAUGUGUAUUUCCAUUUAUGCAAUUACAUAUCACUUGCUUUAUCGGUGAAGGAAAACGUUGUGAGGAAACCUGUAAACCUAAGUAAGACAUAAUGUUCUUAAAGGUGUGAGAAGUCUACCAAUCUGCACUUGCCUACGGCCUUAACCCUUACGGCCUAGACUGGUAAUGAGUUGAUAAUGACGAAACUGCGUGUAUAAAACAAAUCCUAUGCAAUUCACAUAAGUUAGAAGUAAAACUUCUGAAAUGUAAGCCUACGAGAGACUGAGAUGGAUAUAGACUAUCCGGGAGUAUUAGGUUAAAUAUAAGGUUUAUUAUUUUUUACCAAGCUUAAAAUUAAACGUAAAAUAUUAUAUUAAGUACUUAUUAUUCAGUUUCCACUGUAACUGAAACAAAAAAGUAUUGUAAGCUUAUGCUAUGUGUUUGUUAUUACGCAUUUUCGUUUCAUCGAGUUCCAAAUCACAACGAUUCUAGAGAAGUUUAACAUCGAAAUUUUGGACAUGCAUAUUCCCUAUUUACAUAACUAAAAAAAUUACAUACAUGUACAAUGUACAUUUAUUGCACAUGCUUGCGGGAUAUCGCAACUACACUAUAGCGUCGCCGACCGCGGAACUUUCUUUAGGCCCUCGACACACCGCUCCGACCCCAUGAUACUGUGUCCUCGUCAGAGCAUAGGAAAUGCCCUCAAUAUACCAAGGAAUGCUCCAGGCUACGUGAGCAUACCCACUAGAAGGAUCGCAUCACUUGCCAGAAGCAGAUAAAAAGUCAUCACCAUUCAAAAACCAGGAAUAAAUGGCUAUCUCCCAAGGAGCUUCGGCUCGAUCGUCAAACGAAUACACCUUAUCGAGCUUUUAUGGUUGCGAAGGCUUCUGCCAACAUACAACAGCGUUAUGAACAGUUUCGCCAUCGCAACACUGGACGGCGCUAUAGCUGAUAAAAAGACUCGUGUCCGUUUUCACUAAAUACGAACAAGGCAAUGCUUAAAUAAGCAACGUCUAAUGUAGGGAUAUUCCUAGGCAUACAUCAACCUUUGACCAAUAGUUAUCACCUCAGACUGCGUGAAAAGUUUUCUAAAGAAAUCGCCUAAAUCAUUUCGAAUGCAAUGCCACAACAAAAUAUUUUAUGAGCUGACCUGUUUGGCGUACGGCAACUCAGUCGGCAUCUACUUAGUAAGUUUAGUUUACGAACCGUUUCUAAGCAAAGCAGAUGCUUUGGGAUCGUUAAACGCUACUAGGACGUAUGGCCACCGCUCCCCGCUGCCCCAUACCUCUAAGCCAGAAGUCGUGGUUCUACGUCUAGUCUUCAUAUAACUACAUCGUCGCUUCUAGAAUCUACUUUCGCAAUGGCUGUUGGACCGGUGACCGUGGGCAAGAGACGCCAUCCUGUUCUGUGUUUGGUAGCCAACACGCCAAUUUAGAAUAGCCAAUUAGGCAGGACGUUGCGUGGCAGAGCACAAUCUACUACCUGGGCAGAUACCAAAUUGCUUAUCCACGAGACCUUCGAUCGCCCCAACCAGACGGCGCCCGGGCUUCUGGAGCUACAAAAGUCACAAGUAGUACAAGUAGUGCUUUUUGUGACAGCUCGUCCGGGGAAGUUCUACUGCCAUGCAUAUUUCUGCCGCAAAGCAGAAUUGCUGUGAGUUUGGUCUGAAGUGCGUGGUUGCCGGUGUAAUUACACCUUCGCUUGAUGGACACAGGACGGAACUUUAUAGGUCGUGUUCCUUGCAUGGCAUCGAAGAUUUGUUAUAAAAAGAGUACGUGAGGUUAGAGUACUACUACAAAAACCCUCGCAAGCUUGACAACGCGCUCGGCUAUGUAGCUAUGUUACAAACGCGAGAAGCACCAGUGGGUACGAUGAUGACAAAGCCCGCCAGCGGUGGCGAAUUCAUCCAUGAAAACGCGAAGGGCUUGGACGCGAACAUAUACAGUAAGAUUUAAUAUAUAAGUGUGUAUUUUACGAAUACUUAUCUGUAUAGGUAAUAUGAUGUGUAAUACAAUAAAUGCAUUUCAAAUUAAGGUCUCAGUUACCUCCAAGUGUAUAUAAAUACACUUUAAUAAAAAUAUAAAAUAAUCUUUAAUGUUAUUACUUGAUGUGAAAUCGUGUCUAGAAAUAAAUAAAAUGAAUUUACAUAUAUUUAUAUGAUAUACUAUGUAACUCACAUUAGAAUGUGCGUUUUAAACUACUUUAUUAUAUACGAUGUGUAAUCAAAUAUAUGCAUUUAAAAUUUAAAUUUGUGGUUUCAUCCAAGUGAGGUAA
Pararge aegeria (speckled wood butterfly) is the source of this 5114-nucleotide messenger RNA. Its product is annotated as NEDD8 ultimate buster 1-like. NCBI's taxonomy places the organism in Eukaryota, Metazoa, Arthropoda, Insecta, Lepidoptera, Nymphalidae. The transcript has 13 exons. Gene Ontology annotation, molecular function: protein binding. Gene Ontology annotation, biological process: regulation of ubiquitin-dependent protein catabolic process. The record is from RefSeq and is a predicted model, not a curated record. The coding region runs from base 109 to 1914 and encodes 601 amino acids.